Cuscuta epithymum is the source of this 2708-nucleotide messenger RNA. NCBI's taxonomy places the organism in Eukaryota, Viridiplantae, Streptophyta, Magnoliopsida, Solanales, Convolvulaceae. The record is from the annotation of a GenBank genome assembly.
CGUGUUGAAAUCUUAUUUUGAGAGUUACGAAAUCCUCCAAAUUCGUGAUUAAAAAAUCAAUCGUUCACGGCUUGGGCUGUGUGUGUGGCAGGCAUUGGAUUGGAUGACUGGCGGCUGGGUGAUGAUAGAAGCCAACAGAAAAGCGAGGGGAGAUACCGGUCGACUGCCGGCCUUUUCCCGUCAUCCGGACGCGAUUGUAACACGGCGACUCCUAUGCUGUUUUACGAAAGUUUAUUUAUUCUGUACGGUAAUGGUACAUAUUGCACUUGUCAGCUCUAAAGUAUCGGAUGUAUCAGCAGAUCAAACAAAGCUCAGAAAUCCCGUGUCCCUGUAUGCUUGCUCAGAGUGCAUUGAUAGAAAGAUGCUAAGUAGUACAGGAUCUGAGGCUCAUCCAGAUGAUAAGGUUAUUGACAUAAUUGUAACAUAUAGUGAUGCUCUUGGUGCUGUUAGAGCCACUCGUGUGAAGUCUGAGAACCUUUCCAAGUUUUGGGUCUGGAAAAGUCCCACUGAGGUGAAUAUUGAUGGAAACGAGAGUUCUAAGGGAUCGGAGGAUCCACUUCAACUUGGGACUAAUUCUAAGUAUAGUAAUCAUCAUACUAAAGAAGAUGUGAGCCAGUGUGCUGAUAUUAUGCCACAUCAGCAACCAUAUAUGGUGCAUCCAAUGAAACUCAAGCGCAAGUUAACACGGCAGAGAAGAAGGGAACAACGGGCUGCAGAUCUAAUUCGGCAGGACAAAGAAUCAGACAACCAAAUGCAAAAUGCUGCCAUUGAACGAACCCAAAAGCUGGAUACAACAAUUAAUGGUAAAUUCAAUAUACGGAGGAAAGAAUAUGAAAAUCCCAACUCUGGCUCUAUCCUGAAACUUAUGCGUGACCAGAUCAUAAUGGCAAGAGCUUAUGCAACCAUUGCAAAAGCAAAAAAGAGUAAUAGUUCUUUGUAUGACUCGUUAAUGAAACAUUCUAGAGACAGUCAGUUAGCAAUUGGAGACGCUUCCUCUGAUGCUGAACUGCUGCCAAGUGCAUUAGAACGAGCAAAAGAAAUGGGCCACACACUCUCCACUGCGAAAGACCAAUUACAUGAUUGCAUCAGUUUAGCUAGGAAAUUAAGGGUGAUGCUUCAAUCUAGUGAAACAAGUGUAAAUCAGUUGAAGAAAAAAAGUGCAUUCUUGAUACAGCUAGCUGCUAAAACUGUCCCCAGGCCAUUGCACUGCCUUGCGUUGCUUCUAACAAUGGACUAUCAUCUUCGUGGUUAUGAAGGCAUAGAAUUUUCUAAUAAGGAAAAACUUGAAAAUCCAUUACUUUACCAUUAUGCCAUCUUUUCUGAUAAUGUACUUGCAACAUCUGUCGUAAUAAACUCAACAGUGCUUCACACAAAGGAGCCCGAAAUGCACGUUUUCCAUGUGGUAACAGAUAAACUGAACUUUGCAGCUAUGAAAAUGUGGUUCAUUGCCAAUCCUCCUGCAGGUUCAACAGUUCAGGUUGAGAGUAUAGACAAUUUCACGUGGCUUAAUACAUCUUACUGCCCCGUUUUACGUCAGCUUGAAUCUGCAAGAAUGAUAGAGUAUUACUUCAAGGCGCACCACACUGCUUCCCUCUCUUCUGGGACUGACAAUCUGAAGUACAGAAACCCUAAAUAUUUGUCGAUGCUGAAUCAUCUGCGGUUUUACCUCCCUGAAAUUUAUCCAAAGUUGAAUAAGAUCUUGUUUCUUGAUGACGAUAUUGUUGUUCAAAAGGAUUUGACCCCACUCUGGUCUAUAAAUUUAGGAGGUAUGGUUAAUGGUGCUGUAGAGACAUGCAAGGAGAGCUUCCAUAGGUUUGAUAAAUAUCUGAACUUCUCAAACCCAAAGAUCUCUGAGAAUUUUGAUCCGAAUGCUUGUGGAUGGGCUUUUGGCAUGAAUUUGUUUGAUUUGAUGGAGUGGAGAAGGCGGAACAUCACAGGAAUAUACCAUCGUUGGCAAGACAUGCUUAAGCUGGGACAGAGGCAAUACAUGACAGAAAUGGGAUGAAGAUGCAAAAAAGGUGAGCCAAGUUAAGGAGACAAAAAGAAAAAUGAAUUUGGUUGAUGAAAACUAAACAAGGGCAGCCUAAUGCACAUCAGCAUAUCUGCAAUGCGAAGGUCCAGGCAGCAUGUUACCACACGGGUGUAUUUGGGACAAUUUUCCCUUAUCAUUUUGAAUGAGGAGCGAACGCUUUGGAAACUCGGGACAUUGCCUCCUGGGCUGAUCACUUUUUAUAACAUGACUCAUCCACUGGACCGGAAGUGGCACGUGUUGGGGCUUGGCUAUGAUCCGGCGCUUAACAAAACCGAGAUUGAGAAUGCGGCUGUUGUCCACUACAAUGGAAAUUAUAAACCCUGGCUGGAUCUAGCCAUCACCAAGUACAGAACUUACUGGUCUAGGCAUGUCAUAAACAGCAAUCCGUACCUUAAAAUCUGCAAUAUCAAUGAGCGGUAGAAUAGAGAAAAUAAAACUACUAAGUGCCCCCAUCCCCCAUUUAUUUAGAUAUGAUAAGUCUCUUCAUUUCAGAUUCACAGUUUACACUUUACAUCGGGAAAUCAGAAAUGCUAGUGUUUAUUUCAACUUGUAUGCUGAAAUGCCCCAUAAGCCAGAGGGGGAGAUUUGUACAACCGUCUUUCACAGUUGAAUAGGAUAAAUCAUUUUUCUAAGUGUUCUCAAGGGUUUUAAUGUCAAGAUGGAAGCCUCGCAAUUA